AGCACAGUUCAUGUCACGCUUAGUUUUCGAUCGGACAAGCGUUGUUUUAUUGUGAUCUGAGCCAUCGGUUUUAAGGACACAUAUCUUCCCCCGUUUAAGUAAAUGGAGUUUAAGCUUACGUGCGCUUCACUGCACCGGGCGUUGCAAAUACAGGUCCCGAGUGCGUAGACUUUCUGUAAAGGCACUUUGCAAAUACUGUGGUGGGCGGGUCACUGAAUGUCAGUGGAUGUGUGUUUAAAAUUGACAAGUUUGCAUCGUGUUUGCGCGCUGUCUGUGAAGUAGAUCAUUCACGAGGCGCGCAAAUUACAAACCGUCGCCUUGAAUUCGCUUGAAACACGGAUACUAAUCGAUUUCCAGCGAGUGUGACAGAUCUGCUAGUGGGUGAAUUAUGGAUGUUAUUCCCAUGUGCGGUAUUUUUCAGGAGCUGCAGAGCGUCCUCGAUACUGGAUACCUGUCUGCAUUACCAUCUUUAGAAGAGUAUUGGCAACAGACUUGUCUUGAGCUUGAACGCUAUCUUCAGAAUGAGCCCUACGUCUCUGCGGCAGAUCUGAGAUCAGCGUGCGAGUCUGACAAUUUGUGGAAUCAGUUUCUGCGAUGCUGCGGGACAGCUGGAGCAAACACGCCCCCGCAAAGAGCUUCUGUUUCCAAACAGGACGGGGUCUGCAAGACCCCUCCGCACCCAGAUCUUAAAGAAUGUUUCGCCACCAGCCGCCAGAAAAUUCCAUCUGCUGAUGUACGUUCACACCCACCGGGCCCCGGGGUAUCUGAGCAGGAACAUGCGGUCACAAACACGCCCCCAACUCCGCCUUGCUCUCCUCUGUCAGCCAAAGAGGUCCUGGACAUAGCAUCACUCUCCGUUAUACCUGCCGCAGAGCUGCGAGAAGAUGUGGAGAGGGAAGAGGAGCUCAAAGGUGAAGAGUCACCUGAAGGACGAAGGAGAACUCAUCGAUGUUGCUUCAACGGUUGCAGGAAGGUAUACACCAAGAGCUCCCACCUGAAAGCACAUCAACGCACACAUACCGGUGAGAAGCCGUACAGUUGUUCAUGGGACGGCUGCGAGUGGCGCUUUGCUCGUAGCGACGAACUGACGAGGCACUUCAGAAAACACACAGGAGCGAAACCCUUCAAAUGCAGCCACUGUGACAGAUGUUUCUCCCGUUCUGAUCACCUGGCCCUUCACGUGAAGCGACACAUGUGAAUGAGAUUCAGAGACGAAAAGAAUGAUAAAGGUUUCGAGCUUCAGGGUAGAUGGAGUCGAGCACUUUCUCUGUCAGAGAGUCAUGGCCCAAAAAGGCCAUACAAUUGGAAUGAAUCCGCGCACAAGAAUGAAUAGAAUGUCUGUGUGUGUGUGUGUGUGUGUGUGUGUGUGUGUGUGUGUGUGUAUGACUGACAGCUAGUUGUCUAGCUGGCAAGUUUUGUCCUCACAAAAAGCAGAAACUGAUUUGUGAAGACAUGUUAGGUGGUACAUGCUACUAUAUACUAGUAUUAUAGGGAUAGUUCGCCCCAAAACAUAUGUUAUCAUUUAUUCACGCUCAUGGCAUUCAAAACUUGUAUAUGUUUACAGUUUAAAAUAUUUUGGGGAAAAAAGUGUUUUUGUGUCUGUACAAUGGAAGUCAAUGGGGGCCCAUUUUUGUUUGCUUAGUAAUGUUUUGCAGAAGAAAAAACAUAAUAUAGGUUUGUAAUGACAUGACGAUGAGUAAAUGAUGACAAACAUUUUAUUUUUGGCUGCCCCAUACCUUAAAUCCAAUAAUGUGUGCGUGUGUUUAAUAGUUAACUUGAAAACGAGAACAAAGUUGUUGUGAAUUUUGCACUCUGAUCUCAGAUCUUACUUUUUUUGUGCAAAAUUGGGUACUGAGAUUUUACUAUGUUGUCUUUGUCUUGUUAAAGCUGUGUUUAAUGCAUUUACAAUUAUGAACAUUUUGUGCAAAUUUUGGUAUUAGCUUGUAUAACCAACUUAAAUCGCCAGCACAGUUUAUUAAUUAAUGUAUUAAUAAAACUCAGUUUAUGAAUCCAAUGCUUGGUUCUGAGCUAUAAACAAAUUGCAUUUCCUUAACCAGCAUUUCUUUCAAAAACAUUUUUUUAUUAGUUUACAUUUUAAUGAACUUUAGACAAGAUAAAUGUUGCAGAAAAAUGUUAUUCUGAGCAGCUGUGUACAUGUGGUUUUAUAAGAGUACAUUAUUGUCGGCAAAAUCAUGCAGAUUUAACUUGUCAUGCAGAUAAAAUUGUUACUGACUGUAUUGGGGCCUAAAACUGGUUUUGAUGCCAAAAAUUUUCAUUAUAAAAAAUCAUUUUGGCACAUUAACGUUCAGCAUUUAUAAAAAAAAAACUGAACAAUCCUAAGUGUUAUGAAGACUGAAAUUACUGAAUUGAAACCAAAAAAAAUGGUACAGUACUUUUCUGCUGUGAAACUGUGACUUUGUAGUUUAAAUGUAAAAAAAAUGCAGAACUCAGCAGAAACAGGUUUUGAGUAGUAUAUAUAAAUUACUGCACGAACAGAUUGACAUCAUGUUGACAGCCAGCUCUUAUGAAACCCAAGUAUUUGUUGUCCAUGUGUUUUGUGAGUGUUACACACACGACAUUGUUUGUUCUGAGCGAAAAUGUUUACUACAUUUUUAGAGAGAUUCUAAGUGCCUGAAAAUAUAUAUUUUUGUAACGAAAUUGAGGGAACAAGGUAAACAUUUUGUAUUUUAUGAAAAUCUGGAAAAAAAAACUCCCAUGCAACUGUCAUUCCAGUGUUUUUUAUUACAAUUUUACAGUCUUUAACGUUUGCUAGUCAACCAACUUUAAAAGUGCCUGAUGUAUGAAUGUUUAAAAAAACUUAUGAUGAUUUUGUUUGUUUUAAAAAAUACACACAAAUUGAAAAUAAAACUUGUCAAUGUAUACAUUUGAAGCACAAUAAUAAUACUCAUGUUAUAAAACCUGGAACACUUUUUUGUGGUUUCUUUAUAUGAUAUGCAAAAAUCAGAGAUUAUAUGGUUCACAUCUCCAGAUGGAAGUGUUAUAUCUCAUCAAAAACAAAAAGAUCCCAGAGGACUGUGUACAAAAAUAUUAUACGCUUUGUUCGACAUUGCAACAAAUAAAUAUUAU
This is a messenger RNA of Triplophysa dalaica, 3087 nucleotides long. RefSeq names its product Kruppel like factor 6b (gene klf6b). Lineage: Eukaryota; Metazoa; Chordata; Actinopteri; Cypriniformes; Nemacheilidae. The transcript has 4 exons. Bases 389 to 1198 code for a protein of 269 amino acids. Gene Ontology annotation, molecular function: RNA polymerase II cis-regulatory region sequence-specific DNA binding; DNA-binding transcription factor activity, RNA polymerase II-specific. Gene Ontology annotation, biological process: regulation of transcription by RNA polymerase II. The record is from RefSeq and is a predicted model, not a curated record.